AUGCCAGAUCUGAAAGUGGAGGAGCAGUUACGGGGGGAGGGAGGCGGAGGGGCCACCGGCAAGCUGGCGGUGGGCGAGGACGCCGGAUCUGAGAGUGGAGAAGCAGUUACGGGGGAGGGAGGCGGAGGGGCCACCGGUGAGCCGGCGGUGGGCAAGGACGGCGGAGGAUCUAGGGGAGGAGGCGAGGAGCCGGGAGGGAGCGGGGGGAGUGCUGGAGAGGGCGACUGGGCGAGGGCGAGAGGCGGCUCAAUGCGGGAGCAGGAGGGGCGGGCGAUAGGAGGUGCUGGUCCGGCGGCUGAUGAUGAGGGGCACGCGGCCGGCGCGGUGCCAGUGCGCCUGGCACGCUCCCUGACCCACUCGCGAGCCUCACGGGCCUCCUCCUUCCACCACUCGGCCACGACCAGUGGGCGGUGCCGCAGGGUGGUGGCCAAGACGGAGGCGGCGGCGGAGGAGCGACGGCGGGAGGAGGCCGCGGCAGCGGUAGCACAGUUGCGCGACGCUGAGGCGCGAGAGGCGGCUGCAGCUCGGGCAGCACGCGCGGUGGCUGUGGAAGCCGCGGUGGUGCGUGCAGCCAAGGCAGCCUACCUAGCCAUGAAGAAGGCACAGGCGGCAACGGCAGCCGCCACCCAGCGGCCUCUCGAGGCCGACCGGCUGCACGAGGAGGCAGAGGUGAUGCACGAGAUGGUGCGUGGUGACAAGAUGCAGCUGAGGCGCGUGGCGUAG
Setaria italica (foxtail millet) is the source of this 723-nucleotide messenger RNA. RefSeq names its product glycine, alanine and asparagine-rich protein-like. NCBI's taxonomy places the organism in Eukaryota, Viridiplantae, Streptophyta, Magnoliopsida, Poales, Poaceae. The transcript is spliced from 2 exons. The record is from RefSeq and is a predicted model, not a curated record. The coding region runs from base 1 to 723 and encodes 240 amino acids.